Messenger RNA from Lachnellula hyalina, 678 nucleotides. RefSeq lists its product as uncharacterized. The transcript has a single exon. NCBI's taxonomy places the organism in Eukaryota, Fungi, Ascomycota, Leotiomycetes, Helotiales, Lachnaceae. The record is from RefSeq and is a predicted model, not a curated record. Bases 1 to 678 code for a protein of 225 amino acids.
AUGAACUCUUCACGGCAUACAAACCGCCCAACAAACAGAAGUAGGGGUCGCGGUGGUCGUUCUCGGGGUGGAUUCAAUGAUCGGAAUUCCAGCAGUCUAGGCUCAGACUACAAACCCGUGCCCACAACCCAACAAGUCAUUCCCGGCGCCCCCGUCUCAAUAGUCCUGAAAGUCGACCAGCCGACCGGCACCGAAGUGCAAGGAAUCGUUGCUGAGCUCCUGACGCGGGGAGAUCAUCCUAGAGGUAUUAAAGUGCGCUUGCGGGAUGGAAGGGUGGGCAGGGUGCAGAGGAUGGUUAGUCGAGAGACGGCGGAGGCGGGGGCGGAAGGGAUGACUGGGUUGGGGAGGAAUGGAGAGCUUGGGAACGGAGGUCAUGAGAGUGUUCGUGUUGCGAGCCCUGGAGUCGCGGGGCCGAGAUAUAGGGACUUUCGAGUUGAAGCUCCUGAUGAACCGGACGUCGCGAAUUUGUCUCUCGCGGACUAUGUUGUGGUGAAGAGCAACAAGAAGAAAGGGAAGUCGAAGAAACUCGACGAGGAGAAAUCAAAUGAGGCAGUACCGGACGAAGAUACUGAAGACCUUGCUUCAACAAUAGCUGCAACAAGUACUUGUCCGGUGUGUGGGGAAUUUGAAGGAGAUGAGGUGGCUGUUGCCCAUCACGUCAACGAGCAUUUUGACUAA